AUGAGCUUACAAGUCCCAAAGCUAAAUCAGCAUGAGAUUAGGCAGAUCGUUGAUUAUAGGUUUGUGGGGUGCAUGUCACGUGAUGUGGAACGUGGUUUAUUUACAGUUGGUGGGUUGGCAGCUUUGGAUUCUACUGUUUCAGAGGUUUACAACUGCAAUCAACUGAUGAAUGUUGCUCAAACCAAGUUCGGGAUCUGCGACAGUCGAAGUGGUGGCCGCUGGGAUUUGUGGACUAUGGAAGUUGUGGCCGGUAGAAGUUGUCGGCAGUGGGAUUUAGUGGUGGGUGGUCGAAGUUGUCGCCGCUGGGCAUCGUCGCCGUUCGGAGUCGUGGCUGGGUAUAUUGACAUGGACACAGAGGUUGAUAAAGUGGAUCAAGUUAGAGUUAGACAUCGAGUACAAACACAACACAUACUUGAACUAAAUAGUUCUCUGUCAUCAUUUCAAAAGGAAAGAAUAAAGAACACACCCUUUAAAUUUGUAGCUGAUUUAGUUAACAAUGUCGUCAUAUCUUGCCCAGUUCUUUUAGAAUUAAUUAGAAGGUGGGAUGUUGUUCAUAAAGGUUUUAAGAUUAGGGAAAAUGUAGUCCCUUUUACAGUUGAGGAUGUUUCUUUUUAUUUGGGUUUGUCCAAUGCCGGUGAAACUAUUAAUAUCGAAAAUGAUCAUGGUGGCAUUGCGAAUAACUUCUUUAAGGAUGAGGACAUAACACCUUCAACUAUAAUGGAAAAGUUGAGGGAUAAAAAAUUGAAAACCAAAAAAAGUGUUGACAAUUAUUNUAGGUUGUAUCUAUUGCUAACAUUUGGUGUAUUUUACUUCCCUAAGAAUACUGAAGUGAUCAACAAUGUCCCUUUUAGCAAAUUGGAUAACAUUGACAACCUACAUAUGUAUAACUGGGGCAACGCUGUGUAUAGUNNGGUAGUAGGNAGUUUGGAUCGAGNAGCGGAUANAUACAACUGUAGGACGUACAAACAUGNUAUACACAUAAGUGGUUGUGCANCAGUGUUACAGUUAUGGGUUAUGGAACACGUUAGUUUGUAUAGAAUUGGUGGUAGGAGUAUUUUUCCUCCAAUUCUUGAUUGGGUUAUUAUUACGGAUAAAUGGAAAAGAUUUAAAUCAACUUUUGAACGCACUGAGAUCUUAUGGGAGACAACUGAGGAAAUGAAGGAAACCCUGCCUUCUGGGGAGAGAAAUAAUAAGUCUAAUAACGACGAUGAUGACUAUGCGAGAGUUGUGGAAGAGCAAAGGCUGUUGAGGACAAUGGUGGAUAACCAUGCAGAACGCAUUCUACAAUUAGAAAAUACCAUCAAACGUCUACAAGAAGAUGAUUUGAAUGACAUACCACCUUUUAAUGAUGGUAUGGCAGGACGUUCGCCAGUUCAGAAAGGAAGUGAAAUAGUCAUUAACAAUUUUGUGGAUGGGGGCAUUCAUGGAUGUUCCAAAAAUGAGAACAUUGAUUUCUCAGCAGUAUACAGAACUUGUACUUCAGUGCUUUGUAAUGAUGGUCCUGAAGUACUUGUAGAAGUGUCAAACAAUAUGUUGACCAGAGCAGACUUUCAAUGCUUGAAACCGCGCGGAAAGAUUGAUAACAUGGUUAUGUUGUUUACUACCGGGAUGAUAGUACAUAAUGAAAUGAAGAUGUCAGGAUUGAUUACUCGAUGUUGUUUCAAUCCGUUUUUUGCGACAAUGGUUAUGGAAAGGAUGAAGAUUCCAAAGAAAAAGCGAUCACCGUUGACAAUAACAGAUUACCACCAGUUCUUCCAACCUCAAUCAAGUGCAUUAAAUGUUUUGUUAACAUCUAAAUUUUUGUUUGUGCCGACUGUUGGUGACGACCAUUGGUGGUGCUAUGCUAUCAACUGUCAAUCAAGGGAACUUUUCAUUUUGGAUUCCCUUGGUCACAAAAGACGGCCUAGAAAAAAAUAUGACAAGGUUAUGGUUGCAGCUUUACAAGAAUUAUUCAAUAUGAUCGACAUAGAUUCAAACAUUAAGGAGCAGGAAUUGAACGUCAUUGAAGAAGAAUUGCCUGAUCAACCAAAUACGUAUGAUUGUGGUGUGUUGGUGAUUAAAUAUAUGGAAUUAUGGGACCACAUGCCAAAAUUUGAUGGUAAAAAGAUGCCCGAUUACAUAACGGAACAAUUACAAGGUCUGCGACAACAAAUGGUUUGUGAAUGGGAAUUACAUGAGGACAAUGUUCAUCGGAGUUCGAUCUUGAAGAAAUGUGAGAUGGUUUAG
This is a messenger RNA of Vigna radiata var. radiata (mung bean), 2226 nucleotides long. RefSeq lists its product as uncharacterized. NCBI's taxonomy places the organism in Eukaryota, Viridiplantae, Streptophyta, Magnoliopsida, Fabales, Fabaceae. The transcript is spliced from 13 exons. Gene Ontology annotation, cellular component: nucleus. The record is from RefSeq and is a predicted model, not a curated record. The coding region runs from base 1 to 2226 and encodes 741 amino acids. Gene Ontology annotation, molecular function: deSUMOylase activity. Gene Ontology annotation, biological process: protein desumoylation.